Closterium sp. NIES-65 is the source of this 1116-nucleotide messenger RNA. NCBI's taxonomy places the organism in Eukaryota, Viridiplantae, Streptophyta, Zygnematophyceae, Desmidiales, Closteriaceae. The record is from the annotation of a GenBank genome assembly.
AUGAGGAAGAGAGGUGCUGGGAGUGGAAAGGGAGGUGCUGUUCUGUUCCUCUCCUCGCUGCUCCGUUCCUCUCCUCGCUGCUCUGUUCCUCUCCUCGCUGCUCCGUUCCUCUCCUCGCUGCUCCGUUCCUCUCCUCGUUGCUCCGUUCCUCUCCUCACUGCUCCGUUCCUCUCCUCGCUGCUCCGUUCCUCUCCUCGCUGCUCCAUUCCUCUCCUCGCUGCUCCGUUCCUCUCCUCGCUGCUCCGUUCCUCUCCUCGCUGCUCCGUUCCUCUCCUCGCUGCUCCGUUCCUCUCCUCGCUGCUCCGUUCCUCUCCUCGCUGCUCCGUUCCUCUCCUCACUGCUCCGUUCCUCUCCUCGCUGCUCCGUUCCUCUCCUCGCUGCUCCGUUCCUCUCCUCGCUGCUCCCUUCCUCGCUCACCUCGUAGCACCCGUCACUCCCACCCGUUCCGCAGUCACUGUCGUCCCGCGAUCUCACCCGUUGCUCUCUCACUCUCCUCACGCGAGAACGAUGCCACCGCGCUCUCUCGCUCCCUCAAUCAAUCCCGUCCCUCUCUCACACCCAUCCCUCUCUCACACCCAUCCCUCUCUCACACCUGUCCCUCUCUCACACCCAUCCCUCUCUCACACCCGUCCCUCUCUCACACCCACCCAUCCCUCUCUCACACCCACCCAUCCCUCUCUCACACCUGUCCCUCUCUCACACCCUUCUCCCUCCCUCCCUAAACCAUUCUCCCUCCCUCCCUUUCCCCUUCUCCUUCCCUCCGUUUUCCCCCUUGUUCUUCCCUCCCUUUCGCCCAUGUCCCUCCCCUUCUCUUACCCCGCCUAUCUUUCCCUCCUGGUCUGCCCCUCCAUUCCCCUUCUCCCGUUCAUCCUUUUUCCCCUCUUCCUACCCUCUGUUGCCCUUGCUGGGGAAAGCAGUGCUGGUGAGUGCAGUGCUGGUGAGUGCAGUGCUGGUGAGUGCAGUGCUGGUGAGUGCAGUGCUGGUGAGUGCAGUGCUGGUGAGUGCAGUGCUGGUGAGUGCAGUGCUGGUGAGUGCAGUUCUUCUCCCCCGCCGUUCCUCCCGUCAUCAGUUUUUCCCUCUAUUCCACCCUUCCUCUUUUCAUCCCUUCUUCUGUAA